Fukomys damarensis (Damara mole-rat) is the source of this 4171-nucleotide messenger RNA. RefSeq names its product solute carrier family 9 member C2 (putative) (gene Slc9c2). Lineage: Eukaryota; Metazoa; Chordata; Mammalia; Rodentia; Bathyergidae. Gene Ontology annotation, molecular function: sodium:proton antiporter activity; monoatomic ion channel activity. Gene Ontology annotation, biological process: proton transmembrane transport. The record is from RefSeq and is a predicted model, not a curated record. The coding region runs from base 303 to 3713 and encodes 1136 amino acids. Gene Ontology annotation, cellular component: membrane. The transcript is spliced from 28 exons.
AACUGCUUUGCCCCUUGUAUCAGUUGGCAGCGCUGUCCUUGGCAAACAGAUGCAGAGCUGAGCUUAGUUCUGAGAUUUUGAGAUCCUUCACCUUGAUUUCAACACAGAAGAAGCUUGGGUUUGGAAGAACCAUCUCUGUCGUUUAGAGAACUUGAUUUAAAGGUCGUUAAUAUGUGGGGUUAGAAGAAUUUGAAGAUGCCGAGGACUUGAAGGGCUACUUGAGGGACAGGUUAGUCUGAAUUGGUGAAAGUGUCAGUGAUAAUAGAUGUGAGUCCUUCGAGUGAUAGAAAAACCAGCAAAACAUGAAUAGUUCCUUUUGGUCACAAGGAGACAGUUCCAAACCUGAUUUACUUUGUGGGAAUAUACCUGAUUACCUUGUAACAAAGCAACAUUUCCCACUGCUCAUAUGUUUCAUUGGUGUUUUGGGAGGUAUUUUGAAGGUGCUUUUAAAGAAUCAUGACUUCAUUGUCUUGACAACUCUUUCUCUAUUAGGAUUUAUUUUAGGACAACUGGCUUACUAUUUUGUUGAGGUGCAUGAAAUUAUUUACCCUCUUCUAAGAACGCCAAGUUUUUCACUUUAUUGUUAUUUUAUACCUUUAAUUACAUUUAUGGUUUCAUUGCAAUUGGACUUUUAUAUACUCAAGAAUGUGUUUUGGCAGGUCUUGUUGACCGGACUGAUUAGCAUUUUUGCUGAACUUGUCAUAAUUGUAUAUGUGGUAAUAAGAUUCAACGAAAGUUCAUGGGAUUUGCAGUGCUGCAUAUUCUUCAGCAUCGCCCUUAUCAUUAUAGACCCUCUUCAUUCUGGGAACUCACUAGAAACGAUUGGCAUUUCUAAAAUGUAUACUGAUUUCUUUAGAGGAGAAUCACUGAUCCUUUGUAGUGUCAUGCACAUUUUUUAUGGAAUUUUUCGGGGUGGCUCAGACGAUAUUAACAUGUUUAGAGAGUUACAUGUAGCUGUGGGAGUCAUCUUGGACAUUUUUGGAAGUAUCGUAUGUGGAUAUUGGUGUGCAAGAGUCAUUGAGUUUAUACUGACUGACCCUUUUAACAAUUCACUGACUAAUAUCGUUCUCAGCUUUUCGUUGGUGUACAUGACUUUCUACAUCGUGGAAUAUCUUGGAAUGUCAGGCAUUGUUGCUUUGAUCACAGUGGGACUGAAUUUAGAUUCCUUAAGCUUUAAAGCAAAUAUGGAGCACUUAAUUACUAAAUUCCUAAUGCUGUUUUCAUCUGUAUAUGAACUUUUAAUAUAUACUUUCUUUGGCAUUGUGAUGGGAUGUGGAGAAAUCGAGUAUUUCAAUUUUCACACUCUAGUUUUCAUUUUCAUCUUAUUCAUGACAGUGAAUUUUGCAAGGAUGAUUACUACUAUUUUAGUGAGUCCUAUUUUGAUGCAUUUGAGACAUGAAUACAACUGGCGAUUGGGAAUUGUUAUCGCCUGGUCUGGAAUUAGAGGAGUUUAUAGCAUACUCUUGGCUCCCGAUAUUUAUAAUCUGGCUGAACAAAAAACAGAGGCUCCACAUAUGUUUAUAUUCUUUGUACAAGCAGUAUCAUUGUUGACUAUGGGAAUAAGCUCAUACAUGAUGACUCAGUCAGCUGAGACAUUAGGUGUGUGUGCUAUUUCCCUCCCAAGACAAAGGGUUAUACAAAAUGUCACUCAUCACAUACAACAGAUUCUACAGAAUACAAUAACUUUAUUUAAAACGGAGAAACUUUUGACAAAUGUUAACUGGACAUUAGUAGAAGAAAAAACAAAGAUUGAAUACAUUAUUUCUCCUGAUACUCUUCAGUUUUCCCAUAUUUUAAGUGCUAGUAGAGAUGAGUGCCCAACGGAUGAAAUUUUACUAGAAGAAGCCAAAUUGCAUGUAGCUCUAAUACAAAUGAGUAGCUUUGAAAAACAGUGCAACGAUGGAGUCAUUGGAGUAGAGGCAGCCCGGAUAUUAAUUGGUGCUACCAAAAUCUAUUGCCUCAUCCAAGGAAAAUUCAUAAGUAUUUAUGAUGUUUCAACUUAUAUAAGAACUAGAAGUUGGCUUAGAAUGUUUAAAAACAUAUUAACUUACCUGGAAUACCAUAAAGAAAGGGGAACUUUUGUUUUACCUGGGAGUAACAGAUUUAUCUUAUAUGUGCACCACAUUGUAUUUUCAGAAGAAUUUGAAUAUGCAGGAUAUAUUAUAACAUUCAUGUAUAUUUAUCCUCUCAUAAUACAUUUAUGGCCAAUGGCAAGAGAGUUAAAUGUGUCAGCGCUGCAUUCAAUAAAUGACUAUUUUUUAUUUUUAUAUGUAUUACAGUCAGCAUUAAAGAUAACAAUUUUGAGAAAGAAAUAUUUCCAACAACAUUGGAAUAUAUUGGAUUUUAUUAUCAUGCUUAUUGGGCUCAUUGACGUCUUUUGUUUGUACUUCGUCACAUUGAGACCGAGCAACUUGUAUCUUAUCCAGUUAACAGUGGUGUUAGGAUAUUUAAGAAUAGCUAGGCUUUUUCCUCUCUUCAAGAUAAUAAUACCAGUUCUGAUACAUGUUAUAGAUGUACAAAUCAAAAAACACCGCAGCUUGGUGUAUACUAUUAUAAAAGGCUAUGUCAAAAGUCAAGAAGAUGCCAAAGUUUUAGUAAAACAAAUUUCUGGCCACGAAUCAGUGUAUCAGAAAUUGCAUGACAUUUUGGAAAAAAACAAACAAGAUGCUGUCAAAGAGCUAGGACUUAUCGAGCAUGAGAAUCGUGAUGUUGUCAUUGCUUUAAAGACUAAGCAGGCAGUCCGGAGAGUGUUUGCUAAAGCUCAGAAACGUCUCACCUUCCUUUGGUCAAGAGGCAUUAUGGAUAGACAUGAAGCCAUCAGUAUGAAUAAGGUAUUUCUUAAGAAAAUAAAAUCCUUGAAUAGUUUUCCAAUGGUAGCUCCACCUCCUACUCCUGGCCAAUACCUCUCUAACAUUAUUUGGUUGGAAAAUAAAGAUGUUCUCAUUGACUUUUUCAAGGAAAGAGCCAAACUUGCCUAUUUUGAUUAUGGAGAUGUUAUCUGUAAAGAAGGUGAAAUGCCACUAGGAAUCUACCUAAUUAUUUCAGGAAUGGCAAGUCUGCAUAGCUCCUCUCCUACCUUUGGCAUAGACUGUACCCAGCAGCCUGACGUAGGGGAAGAAACCCUGUUUACAGAGUACUGCACCAGUGGGGAGGUCCUCGGAGAGCUGAGCUGUCUGCUCAGGGAGGAAGUUAAAUACACUGCCAUCUGCGAAACCACGCUACAGGCCUUCUUCAUCUCAUUGGAGGACUUAUACGAAGGCUUUGACGUCUUCUGGCCUUCCCUGGAAUAUAAAAUAUGGCUCAAUCUUGCUCUUCAGGUUGCUUAUCAAUAUUUUGAACCAAAUAUUGCUGAUGAGGACUUAGAUUUUCAGAAGUGUGUGAUGAGCAAACACGCCUAUGUGGAGAAUUUACUAAUCUACAACGAGAUGACGCUGAGACCCGAGACCAUGAAGUUUGUUAUUAUUGUGUACGGCAACGUGAUUAACAGCGCCACGGAGGAGCCGUACAUUGCUCCUUGCAUAAUCCCUAAAACCUGUGAGCAGAUUCAGGGAACUGCAGAUGUAAGCAAGCUGCUGAUAAUUCAAUCAUCUGAGGCCAACACAGAUGAUCGCAACAAUCCCUUAGUAAACCCUGCGCGCACAGUCAAGAAAGAAUAUCAGUUGAAGAAAAAAGAUAAGCACAAAACUGGACGUCAUUUCAGAAAACCACGUUAAUGAUACAAAUACGAUGUGUGGGUCAGGUUAAAGACUAAGCUAACGUCCUGGCGUGAAUGCUGAGGGAUUACCUGGCGAGGAGUUUAUUAUUGAAAUAGUUUACUGCUGCAUUUAUUUUAUAAGCAAUUGAUGGACUGGUGUAAAAACUCUGAUUUUAAAUAUGUGCAGUAUAGUUGAGAUGUUCAAAAAUUUCAGGAUAAGAUGCUCUAAAAGUUCUAGGCUACCAGAUGAAAACCUGCCUUUACCCAAGAGCCAGUUAUAAUAAGUUACAUUGUUAAUGUACUACUGUAGCAGAAGAUCUGUCAUUUUUGUGAAGUUGCUAUACUUAGUGCCGCCCUGAUAAUUUCCAGAGUACAGUUAUUCUUCCCUCCAAAGUUCAGUAAACGUUGAAAAGUGUAACUAUGUUCUACAAUCUUGGCUACUAAAAGCAAAGUUUGGGAGGAAUGAACAUUCUCGGU